Messenger RNA from Ananas comosus (pineapple), 1341 nucleotides. RefSeq lists its product as uncharacterized. The record is from RefSeq and is a predicted model, not a curated record. Bases 52 to 1176 code for a protein of 374 amino acids. Lineage: Eukaryota; Viridiplantae; Streptophyta; Magnoliopsida; Poales; Bromeliaceae. The transcript is spliced from 4 exons.
ACGCCACCCUUUCCCCUCCCGUCUCUUCCCACGCACGUGCAGCGGAGAGAAAUGGCGCUUCUCUCCGCGAACCUCCUCUCCCCCAACAAAACCCUAAUCCCCUCCCUCGACCUCCUCAGAAACCCUAAUCUCUCCCCCAUUUCCCCUCUGAAUCCCCUCCUAUCCUCCCCUCCUCCGAAGCGCCUCGUCGUAUCCGCUUCUUCCUCCUCCUUCUCCGCCGCCGCCGCAGCCUCCGCAGAUCCCGAUCUCCAGGAGAUCACGAAACCAUUCCCCCAAACCCUAUCCAAUUGGGGCGAGUUCGCGAGGCGAGUAUCCGGCGAAUGGGACGGAUUCGGCGCCGAGUUCACCCCCGAGGGCAACCCUAUCGAGCUCCCGGAGUCCGUCGUCCCCGAGGCGUUCCGGGAAUGGGGGGUCGAGGUCUUCGAUUGGCAAACGCAGUGCCCUACCCUCGCGUCCGAAUCGGGCGAUCCCGUGCUUUGCUACAAGCUCAUCAAGCUGCUCCCCACCGUCGGAUGCGAGGCCGACGCCGCCACGAGGCACAGCGUCGAGGAGCGGAUCGCGGGGAGCUCGGAGGGUAGGGUUUCCGCAUUAGGGUUCGAUCCGAGCGGUUCGUAUGUCGCCGCAUGGCCCGUCGAUGGUCAGGGAGGGAAGAAGCUGUUGGAAGUGGAGCAUUGCUUGGUGGAUCCUGCGAAUAAGGAAGGGCGAGUGAGAGUGAUUCAGGUUACUGCGGCGGAGGAAGAGGGGAUGAGAUUGGAGGCGAUUAGGGUCUUCUCGGAGCAGUGGUAUGGACCCUUCCGGAAUGGGGAGCAGCUUGGAGGGUGCGCAAUUAGGGAAUCAGGCUUUGCGUCGAGCAGCGCACUUAGGGUGUCUGAUGUUGUGGGUGUUUGGCAGGGGAUAACUUCUUCGGUUGCUAGAUUCGGAGCAGAGCAAAUGGAAAUAUUACAAGAACUCUUUCCCAGUAAGCCAGGAAAGAUUGUUAGAGAUCAGCUUGGCCUUGUUACACUGCCAAAGCAAUUAUGGUGUUCUUUCAAAGUAGAUGAUGGUGAGAUAACUGGGGAAGUUGGAUGGUUGUUUGAUCACGGUAGAGCGAUCACAUCGAGAUGCCUCCUCUCCAAGGAUAGAAAACUUAAGGAGAUGGCAUUUGGUCAUGAAAUAGCAGUUGCGGAGGAUGCAUAGCUUUCGAGUUUAUAAAGUCUAUAAAUUGUUACAUGUUAUUUGUUACUAGACAAAUGUAUCUAGCUCAAUAAAUAAUAGUUAUCUUGUAUUUCAAGUCAUAUAUUGUCAAAAUGAUAUUGCGUUUAAUUUAUUGAUAUCUGAGAAUCAGUUUUGUUUUUUGCUUUU